Arabidopsis lyrata subsp. lyrata is the source of this 1014-nucleotide messenger RNA. Its product is annotated as cysteine-rich repeat secretory protein 38. The transcript has 2 exons. The record is from RefSeq and is a predicted model, not a curated record. NCBI's taxonomy places the organism in Eukaryota, Viridiplantae, Streptophyta, Magnoliopsida, Brassicales, Brassicaceae. The coding region runs from base 95 to 853 and encodes 252 amino acids.
UAAAAUCAUCUAGCCACUAUAUAAACAUCCUUACCUCAACACUUGUUCUAUAAAAGAAAUACACCCCACAAAAUAUCAAUUUUUUUCCAAAACAAUGUCUUCAUCAAAACGGAUCGUUUGGUUCCCUAUCUUGAUCGUAGCCAUACAAAUUCUCUCUAUACAUACCGUUUUGUCCCAAAGCCAGAACAAUGCGUUUCUCUUCCACAAGUGCUCAGACAUUGAAGGAAGCUUCACUUCGAAAAGUCCCUACGAGUCAAAUCUUAACAAUCUCUUUCCUCAGCUCUCUUACAAAGUUCCAUCCACCGGUUUUGCCACCUCUUCCGCUGGUAUCACUCCAGACAACGUUAACGGUUUGGCCCUUUGCCGCGGUGAUGCCUCUUCCUCUGACUGCAGCUCCUGUCUUGCCACCGCCAUCCCUGAGAUACGUCAGAGAUGUCCGAGCAACAAGGCAGGAAUAAUAUGGUAUGACAACUGUCUUGUCAAGUAUUCCUCCACCAAUUUCUUCGGGAAGAUCGAUUUCGAGAACAGGUUCUAUUUGUACAACGUCAACAAUGUGAGCGAUCCAUCGACGUUCAACACGCAGACGAAAGCUCUUCUAACCAAGCUGACAAAGAAAGCGACUACUGGAGAUAACCAGAAGCUGUUUGCGACAGGAGAGAAGAAUAUCGGGAUGAAGAAAUUGUACGGACUAGUGCAGUGUACGAGGGACUUGAAGAGUGAGGCUUGUAAGGCAUGUUUAAAUGGAAUUAUUGGGGAGCUUCCUAACUGUUGCGACGGUAAAGAAGGAGGGAGAGUUGUGGGUGGGAGCUGUAACUUUAGGUAUGAGAUUUACCCUUUUGUUAACGCUGCUUGAUUAGAGUCAUUGUAAUAUGUAUAGAAAUGUAUUGUAUGGACUGUUUGUAUAAGGUGUUGAGCCAAUAAAAUGUAAUCUUCUCUUUAUAGGUUGUUUGGUACGAUAGACAUUUAAGAGGCUUGUUUGCCUCCUAUAAAUAAAACAUUCCGUUUGCCAAUAUA